CCCUUUCUUUUUCCUUUUCUCAUUUUCUUCGGUUUCCCUCUCUCUCUCUCUCCCUCCCUCCCUUUUUACUUUUCAUCAUUGUUUGUUGAAGAAAGACUUUCAUUUGCAUUGGAGAGGUGGAGAAAGAGAGAAAAUACAAGGCUAAUUGAGAGGGAAAGAGGAAACAGAAGGCUAACCUUUCCGCUCUUUGGAUUUUGGGGUUCAAUUGAUUCUGAGGCGGAGAAGAGGAAGAAUAAGAAAUCGGAAAUGAAUGUGAUGCGUCGGCUUAAGAGCAUUGCUUCUGGCCGCUCCUCUGUUUCAGAUCCUUCUGGAGAUUCUGGAAUAAAGAGAGUAAAAAUUGAACAAGAGGCAGAUUGGAGGGUUGGUCUUGAAUCAGAGUCAGUUGAGAAAUGUACAACUGCUUCAGAACAAAAUAUGGCAUCAACAUCUGCAGAACCUGCUGCUAGCACAUCUAAAGUUGUGGCUAGGCCUGUAAAAUCGGGCUAUGAAGAACUUCCAAGAGAAAUGCAUGACAUGAAAAUUAGAGAUGAUAAAUCUGAUACCCAUGAGGACACUAUGAAGGAUAUGGAGCCUGCUAUUGUUAGUGGCAACGGAACAGAAACAGGCCAAAUAAUUGUGACUACAGCAGGUGGUCGAAAUGGAGAAGAAAAACAGACAUUGUCAUACAUGGCUGAGAGGGUGGUUGGCACUGGUUCAUUUGGAGUUGUCUUCCAGGCCAAGUGCCUGGAAACAGGUCAUUCUGUUGCCAUAAAGAAAGUGCUGCAAGAUAGGAGAUAUAAGAAUAGAGAACUGCAAAUAAUGCGCUUGCUUGACAAUCCUAAUGUAGUGCAAAUGAAGCACUGCUUCUACUCUACAACUGAAAAGAAUGAAGUGUACCUUAACCUUGUGCUGGAGUAUGUUUCUGAGACCGUCUACCGAGUUUCAAGACACUAUAGCAGAAUGAAUCAUCACAUGCCGACUAUAUAUGUUCAGCUGUAUACAUACCAGAUUUGUCGUGCGCUCAAUUACUUACACAGUGUAAUUGGUGUAUGCCACCGGGAUAUUAAACCUCAAAAUCUAUUGGUCAAUCCCCAUACUCAUCAGCUGAAGAUAUGUGAUUUUGGAAGUGCAAAGAUGUUGGUGCCUGGUGAACCAAAUAUAUCUUAUAUAUGCUCUCGUUACUAUAGAGCUCCAGAGUUGAUAUUUGGGGCAACUGAGUAUACUACUGCAAUUGACAUGUGGUCUGUUGGUUGUGUAAUGGCUGAACUGCUUCUGGGACAGCCUCUCUUUCCCGGAGAAAGUGGUGUUGAUCAGCUUGUGGAAAUCAUAAAGAUACUGGGAACCCCAACAAGGGAGGAAAUUAAGUGCAUGAAUCCAAACUAUAGUGAAUUUAAGUUUCCUCAGAUCAAAGCCCAUCCGUGGUACAAGGUGUUUCACAAAAGAAUGCCUGCAGAAGCAGUGGAUUUAGUUUCAAGGCUGCUUCAGUAUUCACCGUCUCUUCGCUGCACUGCUUUGGAGGCGUGUGCACACCCUUUCUUUGAUAGUUUGAGAGACCCAAAUGCCUGCUUACCAAAUGGGAGAGCCCUACCUCCAUUGUUUGACUUCACACCUCAAGAGCUCUCUGGUGCAUCUACUGAAUUACGAGAUCGUCUUAUUCCGUCACAUGCUAGGCAAUGAGUGUUUUUGGACUGCGGCUGUCCGUAGGCUUUGUAAAUGGGUUUUUGGAUGCUUACUUGCUCAUGCAGGGGUUAGUCCCCGGCUUAGUAAAACUGUCCCAACUUCGGCGGCUUGUGGAGUAUUUAUGUGGAAGGAGUGUAUUAAAGUCUAAUUGACCAUAUGUUUGGUUUUCGACGGAGGUGCUGACCAAGUUCUUCAUGGACUCGGCUAUGGGAAUUACUAGAUCAUCUAUAGUUUAAACAGCACACAUGGUUUGAUGCCUCAGCUGUGAUUAGAUGAGGAGAGUUUUCCCUGUUUGUUAUCAUGUUGUAGCAAUGUCUAGUUCGUCUGCGUUCAUGGGUAAGAGUGGUUGCACACGAACUGGAAUUACCUUGUUAAUGUAGGAUAUAUGCUGAAUGUAAUUUGUUUCGUCUACCUAUCAGUCUCUUGUUCUUUGUUA
This is a messenger RNA of Coffea eugenioides, 2095 nucleotides long. RefSeq names its product shaggy-related protein kinase epsilon-like. Gene Ontology annotation, cellular component: cytoplasm. Gene Ontology annotation, molecular function: ATP binding; protein serine/threonine kinase activity. The record is from RefSeq and is a predicted model, not a curated record. Gene Ontology annotation, biological process: protein phosphorylation; signal transduction. The coding region runs from base 247 to 1656 and encodes 469 amino acids. Lineage: Eukaryota; Viridiplantae; Streptophyta; Magnoliopsida; Gentianales; Rubiaceae. The transcript is spliced from 13 exons.